AUGGAUGCAGCUGCACUUUUAUGCAACAUUUGCCCCAAACGCCCCAGAUUCAGCGAUGUGUCUCACUUAUUGACUCAUGUUUCAUCCAAGGCCCAUCUAUCCCAUUAUUUCAAACUCCAAGUACGCAGUCACCAGGAACCUCAAGCUGUGGCUUCACUCGAUGAGUACGACCGAUGGUACAAGUCCAAUAAUCUGGCAAAACUAUUGUCUGAUCGAAUGUCCUCGAAAGAAGUUCGCAAGAAAAAGCCCCAGGGAAAAGCAACGACACAUAAGGGGGCCUCUGCUGCAGGACGGAACAAUGGAUAUAGAGUCCCACCUCCGAGCGUCUGUCCCUUGCCUAGCAGCUCUCUCCCUGAUUAUCUGGACCCACGGCUAUCUGAUUCUUCUCUGAAGGAAGAUCCAGAGACCGCCAAUGGAUCUGUAAUUGACUCCAGGUACAUCUCCCCGGAUGCCCAUCCGGCCUCUGAUUGUCAAGAUCAUGACGGAACUCAACUUCCUUCACUUUGCACUUUGCCGUCAAAGGACCCUGUCAAUCCUAUAUUCAAUCAGUGGAGACAAGAACAUGGAACAAAUGUUGAGGACGAGAUGCAGAGUACACCCAGUUGGUCCGGGGCAUUAGAGUUCAUAGCAGAUAAGGCCUCGCAAUCCUUGGAUACUCCCUUGAACUACGAUCCAUUCAUCGAUGAUAACUAUGGCGAGAUGGAUAAGGAGAGGGCAGAAGAAAUUGCUAGACUGAAAGGCGUCUUAUGGCCUGGGAUGGAUAUUUUCGAUUCUGCCACGGAGCAAAUGAGACGCAAACGCAACCAGAAGAAAGAUGAGAGCAUCUUGAAAAUGAUGGAGAAAACCUCCAUGUGUGUCGAGCCAACUGAACUAAUCUUUUCACCUACUGGUGUUUUGCGAAAGCAACGUGUUAUCUCUGGAAAUGUCGAAGACAGCAGCCCCCUGAAAGGGGAGACUCCAGUCCCAAAACGGCGGGCAAAUCAUGCAAAGCGGGUUCUCUCUCAAACAGAUUCUAACAUCCAUCGUGGUCAGGAUAGGAAACGGAGCAAAAAAUCAGCUAAACAUGAUUUAGGGAAUUUUGAGGACUUAGAUCAGCGAGGCUUGCAUAUUCCACGAAGUCCUUUUCAGCUGCCAGGACGUUUCGGCGGCCAUUCUUCGCGUUGGGAUGACACCGAUGAACUUGUGUUAUCGUUGAAUCAGCAUAGGAGCAAGUCUCGCAACGAGUUCAGUGUGUUCCGUGAUGGGUCAAACCAGCGCAGGCCAGUCUUGAAUGACCAUUGUGGGGAUGAGCUGGUCUCUGAAUCUCCGUAUCUUAGGCACGACUCAUAUAACGCGACUUUCCACUCAAUGACCUCUAGCAGCUAUGGCUCAGACUCAGCCAAAUACACAGCGCCUUUUUCUCUUGACAAGGAAAACAUCGAACCACUCUUCAGCAUUGACGGCCGGAUUGACCCUCUUGUGGGCUGGACUUCUCCAGCACCCAAACGACAUAUAGACAGUGGUGCAGCAUAUCCACCACAAUAUUUCUUUGGCGAUGCCCAGUGUAUUGGCCUAAGUCCUUUCGAAAGCCAUGAGAGCAAUACAGGAUUCUCAUAUAACCCCCUGGCUGCUUCACUCUCGAAGCUGCCUAUUGAGGAGAGUGUAUACACUACCGACGCUGACCAAAGCUUCAUAACUCAACCUGCGACACGCGCCACCUCGCCAGAGGCGACAAUUUCAGAUCUGGACGGGGAUGAUUUUGAGCGGCUUUAUUUGGAUGGAAGCUCUUGCUAG
This is a messenger RNA of Aspergillus tanneri, 1773 nucleotides long. RefSeq lists its product as uncharacterized. Bases 1 to 1773 code for a protein of 590 amino acids. NCBI's taxonomy places the organism in Eukaryota, Fungi, Ascomycota, Eurotiomycetes, Eurotiales, Aspergillaceae. The record is from RefSeq and is a predicted model, not a curated record. The transcript has a single exon.